AAGACUGAGAAACUCGGGCAGAGACUGGAUCCAGCUGCAGAGCAGAGCCCCCGCCCCGGGCUAUUUUUAGACCCCGUGAGCCCCCCUCCAGGCCGGGAGGGGACCUAGUCACCCCUCCUUCGGCCGGGGACCCCGCGCCGCCACGCGCUCCGUCGGUGCCCGGCGGGACGUGGUAGCGCGGGAGUUCUCCCGCUGUGACUUGGUUUCCCUGGACCCGGGAGGCCGAGCUGCCCUGCUUCCGCCUCCGCACGCCCUUCCUCCCGCCAGUCAUUUACGCGUGCUCCAGGGCCCAGGACGGCGCGCCUACCCCUGCACGCCCCCUCGACCACCUUCAGCUGACCACAGUUGGCCCUGAGGUGUCUCUGAACCACCACCAGCCUUGGCCUGAUGAAGUGGUGACUCUCCCUGCUAUGCUCCAGAACCAUGUGGCCCAAUGCCAGUUCUCUGGGACCCUGUUUCCGGCCUAUGAACAUCACACUGGAGGAACGGCGCCUGAUUGCCUCCCCAUGGUUCGCAGCCUCUUUCUGCCUGGUGGGCCUGGCCUCCAACCUGCUGGCGCUGAGUGUGCUGAUGGGCGCACGGCAGGGCAGCUCCCAGUCUAGAUCUUCCUUCCUGACCUUCCUCUGUGGCCUGGUCCUCACUGACUUCAUGGGGCUGCUGGUCACUGGUGCCAUCGUGGUGACCCAGCACUUCGUCCUCUUUGAAUGGCAGGCCGUGGACCCUGGCUGCAGCCUCUGCCAUUUCAUGGGCGUCAUCAUGGUCUUUUUUGGCCUGUGUCCACUGCUGCUGGGGGCCGCCAUGGCCUCGGAGCGCUUCCUGGGCAUCACCCGGCCCUUCUCAAGGCCCGCGACUGCCUCGCAGCGCCGAGCCUGGACCACAGUGGGGCUGGUGUGGGCCUCUGCGCUGGCACUGGGCCUGCUGCCCCUCCUGGGCGUGGGCCACUACACUGUGCAGUAUCCCGGCUCCUGGUGCUUCCUCACACUCGGCACCGAUCCGGGGGACGUGGCCUUCGGCCUGCUCUUUGCACUCCUCGGCAGCAUCUCGGUGGGGAUGUCCUUCCUGCUCAAUACCAUCAGUGUGGCCACCCUGUGCCACGUCUACCAUGGGCAGGCGACUGCCCAGCAGCGCCCGAGGGACUGCGAGGUGGAGAUGAUGGUGCAGCUCAUGGGCAUUAUGGUGGUGGCCAGCAUUUGCUGGAUGCCACUGCUGGUCUUCAUCGCCCAGACGGUGCUGCGGAGCCCGCCUGCCAUGAGCCCGACGGGGCAGCUGUCCCGCCCCACGGAGCGGCAGCUGCUCAUCUACCUGCGAGUGGCCACCUGGAACCAGAUCCUCGACCCCUGGGUGUACAUCCUGUUUCGCCGGGCAGUGAUCCAGCGCUUCUACCCUCGCCUGAGCACCCGGUCCCGGUCACUGUCCCUGCAGCCCCAGCUCACCCGCAGGUCAACAAUUCACUAGGUCCUAGGCUGGACAUAGUGACAGCUCUGGAAGGACAGAGCACCCUGCCAGAAUGUCCCCCACCAGACCUUUAUCUUUCGCUUCUGUCUGUCCUGAUGCCCAGGAGCCAAGAGUGCAGCAUAGACAGAGGGUUUGAACAACAAAAUUGUGUGCUAUCUUCCAUCAGCCCCAGGGACACCCCCUCAAGUCUUCCCUGACUCCCCUUUCCAAAGCCCUUCCCCUCUCUCAGCCCCUACUUUGAGUCCCCUCCCAACCCCAGGAAGGAUGUGACGGUGCUGGGCAGGUAUCUGGAGGAAAUCAGACUUGUAAGCUUCCCCUUGCGGAAAUCCUCCAAAAAUAAGGGGCUCCGACCCCUGAAUCUGACCUGCUUACUGGGGUGUGGUUGAUUCCCUUUGACACCCCAAUUCGUAAAGGCUCUGUCUAGAAAGGUUGAAUGCCAACAGACCCCCUCUCUUGCCAAAAUAUAAUCUCCACCUCAGCUUUAUUUUCCUUUGGCUCUGAAAUCAUCCAUCAUUGAAGUUUCUGGUGUCAAGAUUCCUAUCCAGCCCACAGCUGGUGAACAGGACUAGGGUGGGGGUUGGGGAAGCCCCAGCUGAGCAGGACUAGGGCGGGAGUCGGGGAAGCCCCUAGAGGUGAGGCUGGCUCCUCACUCCUCUACCCCCACCCUUUAUUGAGUCUUGCCUGAGCAUUUCAUGGUUGAGAUCUCCUGGAAUCCUGCCUGCAACCCCAGGAGUGGGUUCUGGGUUAAACCCAUUUUGCAGAUGAGGAAAAGGGAGGACGAGAUAGAUACCCAGAGACCAUGGGGUACACGCCUGCUUCCUCCCCUGCAGAUUAAGCGCAUGCCUUCAUCAGCUUGUGGUUUCACCAUCUAUCCACUCAGCCCCUCAGACUCCCUGCACCUUGAGCAAGCAGCUCCUGGCCCACAGUAGCUGCUCAAUAAAAGUAGAUUGAUCUU
Molecule: messenger RNA, 2410 nt
Organism: Capra hircus (goat)
Lineage: Eukaryota; Metazoa; Chordata; Mammalia; Artiodactyla; Bovidae
Gene: TBXA2R
Product: thromboxane A2 receptor
Exons: 3
Coding region: 424-1455 (343 amino acids)
Biological process (GO): adenylate cyclase-activating G protein-coupled receptor signaling pathway; inflammatory response; positive regulation of cytosolic calcium ion concentration
Cellular component (GO): plasma membrane
Molecular function (GO): thromboxane A2 receptor activity
Source: RefSeq, a predicted model, not a curated record